ACCGGAAGUGAUAAUGCGGUUUGAGUUGAAAGGUCAUACUGACUAGGAAGGUUUGUUGUGCUAACUAGUUUUGCCAUCUUUUUACAGCAAGGAACGCUUCAAAUAUGUCCGCGUCUGAAGAUUACGAAGAACAAGAAGACACAGCGACCACUGUUCCAUCCGUCCUCAUUACGAGCUGUGACAUUGGCUUUAAUGAACAAGAUUUGAUAAAACAGAUUCUAGGCACCACAUCGUUGCCAGAGCCGUCCAAGCAGGAGGAUACGGUAGUGUGGUACCCAUGGACUAUCAACAACAAGUAUUACACAGCAGACGUCAGCCUCUGUGUGGUGCCCAGUACCUACCAGAUGACCUCGGAGAUAGCCCAGUCCAUGCAGGCUUUCAUUGCUUACUUUGACAGCACAGUGAAGGAUGGUUUGGAGCGGCUGUCUCCCUGGAUAUCUGUGGUGGAAGACUUGGCUCCAGAGGUGCUCAUCCUGGUCUGUGACCGCGUGUGUGAAAGCGGUGUCAGUAGACAUGAGGCACAUCAGUGGUGUUUAGCACAUGCCUUUGAGUUGGUGGAACUCAGCCCUGAAGACCUGCCAGAUGAGGAAGAUGACUUCCCAGAGUCUACAGGAGUGAAGAGGAUUGUCCAGGCUCUCAGCGCCAACGUGUGGUCCAGUGUGGAGAUGAAGGAUGAACACAGUGGGGGCUUUGGUCUUAUGAGCAGCUUGGUGGCCUCCAGACAUAACAACCCACGGCCCAGGCAGGAUACACCCCCACCGUCCUCCAGUCUGCCAGUAGAGGGUGUAGUAGACAGUGGGGAGCCUCACAGGACUGAACCCAACCCUGACGACCGAGACACACAGGUUGACACCAUAGUAGAUCCGAUGCUUGACUUGGACAUCCAGGAGCUGGCUAACCUGACGGCUGGGGACGCGGAGAACUUCGAACGCCUCUUCACCAAACUGAAGGAGAUGAAAGAUAAAGCUUCCUGGUUACCUCCUGAACAGAGGAAACUUCAUGCUGAGAAGGUUGCCAAGGCGUUUUGGACGGCCAUCGGAGGAGACCAGGAUGAGAUAGAAGGCCUGUCGUCAGGGGAGGAGAGUUAAAGGGAGACUGAGGAGUCACGCUCUUCCUUCCUGUCCCCAGUCCUCCCCUUCCUGUCCCCAGUCCUCCCCUUCCUGGGGCUCCUUUCCUUCCUGUCUCCAGUCCUCUCCUUCCUGUCCCCUGUCCUCUCCUUCCUGUCCCCAGUCCUCUCC
Molecule: messenger RNA, 1238 nt
Organism: Oncorhynchus mykiss (rainbow trout)
Lineage: Eukaryota; Metazoa; Chordata; Actinopteri; Salmoniformes; Salmonidae
Gene: aagab
Product: alpha and gamma adaptin binding protein
Source: RefSeq, a predicted model, not a curated record